Molecule: messenger RNA, 4605 nt
Organism: Adineta ricciae
Lineage: Eukaryota; Metazoa; Rotifera; Eurotatoria; Adinetida; Adinetidae
Source: the annotation of a GenBank genome assembly
AUGAUCUUUUCUACAAAAUUACAAACUCAACAACAACCUUCAAGUCGCGGUUGUUAUUGUUUACACUACAUCUUUUUGUUACACAUAUCUACAGCAUUUUUAAUGAUAAUCAGUGCAUUGAAUAAUGAUGAAGCGACUAUACAAUUUCCAUUGAGAGAAGAUGUGCCGUUUGAUUCUCAGUUAACAGAUCUCGAAGCGUACAGAGAAUUACUGAUAAAUUUGCUGCAACCGUAUGAUGAACAGAUAAAAUUAGAUGAAGAUAUUGUUACUGAACCAUCACCCGAAGAUUCCUUGCUCUCCAUACGGUUUAUUCCUCAUUCACUUCAUUUUCCUGAACAACCCAUUGCCAUUCCACGCAUGCAGACGGUGAUGAUCAUCAACGAUAAUUCUGAACCACUGGAAUUAAAAUCAAUCUCAGGAAAUACAACUCAUUUUUAUUCAUCAUUUUUCAAACAAACAAUACUUCCAGCUCAUGGCGGUAAUACAUCAAUUAAUAUCUAUUGCUUGCCGCAAACGAUCGACAAUAUUCAAAGUAUUUUUACCGUUGAAACCAAUCGUGGAGAACUCUUCUUUCGUGUUUAUGGAAAAGGUAUAUCCAAUCCAUUUCGUUUACGGUCACUGAUUAGUGCGACAAUCCCGUUAAAUUCGACAUUUGAAUACACAAUUGACUUCUAUAAUCCGUAUAAUUAUUCAAUAGAUAUCAAUGAGAUAUACACAAGUGAUGAAAAUCUGAAUAUUGAUUUAUUGUCCAAGCGAAAUAUCCGAAAUAAGAUAACGAAAAAUCUGGAAUUUUAUGAACAGUGGCAUUUGAAACCAUACGAAGUCAAAUCAGUGAUAAAGAUUAAGUAUUGGGCAUUUGAAUUGAAUCAUUUUCGUGGUUUUGUUUGCAUCCAAACCAAUGCGACAGAUUUUAUUCUUUUACCGGUGAAAAUCAAUGUUUUGAAUCAUCCCAGAAUAUAUUCCAAUGUCGAUUUACUGGAAUUUUCAGCGAAUAGCUAUAUACAUUCAACAAUGAAACCGAUAACAAGGCCAAUUUAUAUAUUCAACAAUGAUUUGGAUCCCCUGUUGAUUUCAAAUGUACGCGUGUCAGACGAACAUCAAAACUAUAUGACUGUAUCUUAUAAAACUCUUCCCAUACCAGCGGAUAUCCAUCAUUUGAACCUUAUUGCUGAAAUUACUCUUUAUCCGUCAUUGAUUCCAACUGAUAUUCAGCAUUUAACAGGUGAUGUUCAAGUAUACACGGCGGAUGAUGAGCAACCUCGGUUACGAAUCCCAUUUGAUGAAAUAGUUUAUCAUGGUUUAGUAGAUUAUGAGAAAGAAAACACACGUUUUUUUAUUCCAUCAGCGAAUCGUGAUGAUUGUCAGCCAAUUAAAUUCAUCAAUCGCUAUACUAUUCCACUUUCUGUAUAUAAUAUCACAAUCGACAAUCCAGAACUUCUUUCUCCAUACAUUGAAAUCGAAGCUUUCUCAUCGAUUCUUUAUCUCUAUCCUAACCAAUGGACUAAAUUACUAUGUAUUAAUCUUCGUAAACAACCGUUAUCAACAACACCAUUCAUCAAUAUCCAAACAACACUGAAUGUGCAUACCAAUCUCUCAUGUUUCCCAUUUCCUUUUUAUCUAUACAAUGGAUUUCUCUCUUUGAAUCUCAUCACUGAUCAUACGAAUGGUGGUAUUCAUAAUGAUGAUACCAAUCCACUCGAGUUCUUUCUCGCCAGUAUACCUGUUCACACAUCAUUGACAGUUACAUUUGUAUUGAUGAAUACAAAUCCAAUUGACGUUCAAAUCGAAAAUGUUGAUUCAACUUUGUCAAACAUGAAGAUUCAAUUGAAUCAUAUGGAGCCACUAGCUGAUAAUCAUCAGUUAGAACGCAGAUCCGACAAUAUCACUACCAAUGAAAAUAUUUCUCAGCUAAUUAUUCCGGAGCAGCACCGCGCUGUGUUUCGAUUGACAAUCGAUGGAGGUGAUCAAGUACGAAUACACAACGAAUCCAUUACUUUUCGAACGAUUUAUCAAACUCUGCGAAUUAAUAUCAACUAUCAAACCAUUGAUGGCUCACUUCAGUAUGCAAACAAAACACCAAUACAUAUCAAUGCAUCUUUAAACCGCAUUGAAAUCAUCGAUAUAUUCCUGAACAAUAAAUUCAACACACCAGUGAAUGUACUACGAAUUGAGUUUGAAACACAUAAAUCAUGCUUUACAUUCACUUGGCCUGACCCAUCCGCCCCUCGUUUGAAACUUCAAUCAAAUCGAACACAACGACUUGGUAAAUUUCGUUUCGACAUGGCACCGUUAUGUAAAACUUUUCCGUCUGAAUUGAAUGUUUACUGUGGUUUAAAUCAUCAUGUUGUAUUCAAACGAAAAUGGGAUGAACAUGUGUCUGCAUUGAAUACAUACGAACUUGAUUAUACGUUAGUUAAACAAUUUCGAAAUCUUUGGCUUGAAUGGAUAUUAAUUGUACAAAAACAAAAAAUUCAAACUCAUGUAUGGAUUUAUACUGAUCGAGCGAAUAUCUCUGUGCCGAUUUCCAUUGCUUUUAUUUGGCCAUCCGUACUUGAACAUAUGUUUUCAUUAUCAUCCCGUACACCCAUCAUUCUUGAUUUCCAAGUGAUAUUUAUCAAUAUUACUAAAACGAAAGAUAUCAUUAUAAGCAAUCCUUCGCCAAAUUCUGUGAUCUAUACUGUCGAACUUCUUUGUAAUAAUUCCGAAAGUUCGAAACAGAUUAUCGACGACCGAAUAUUCACCAUCGCUACACCAUCGAAACGCGUCGAUUUAAUCAAUGGAAUGUACAAUUUCUAUCUUCAACCAACGGAACAGAUGAAAUUCACCAUUGCCUACCAACCAACGCAAACAAUUAAACAUGAAAUGUACUUUAUUGUCCGAAACAAUCUCACAGUUAUAGAAUCGAUAUUAUUACGCGGAGAAGGUGGAAUCGGUAGUUUGCAAGUCGGACAUCGCGAAGCGAGUUCACCGAUUACUCCAAUUGACAUCAUGAUUGAUGAGAAACAGCAUACACUUUGUUCGAAUCCUCCAAGAAAUCUCUUAUUUCGAAAAACAAUUACAUUGUAUAAUACAGGAAAUAUGAAAACAAUAAUCUACGAGAUAUCAUUCGAUCAAAAUGCUUGUUCUGGAUAUGGCUUUUCUACUCCCGUGUGCGGCAAUAUUGAGAUUGAAUCGAAUGAGAAAUAUAGUCUUCAUAUCUUAUAUCAACCUGAUUAUACUACGGAUGAAGUCAAUCGAACAUUAACAUUGAAUACAAAUAUUGGUCUUAUGACAUUCCCGAUCCACGUUCGAAUUCCACAACGUGUCUUAUCCGCAUGUUAUCAAAUUGUUCCACGGCCAGUGUGGGAAUUGCGAACAUAUUACUUAUGUUUCUGUUCUUUAUUCAUCAUGUUUAUUUUGAUAUUUUUCGCAGCCAUAUACGAUGCACGACGAACCUUCGAUAAUUAUUUAACACGCGUUGGAUGGCGUGACCUUAUGGAAACCACGAAUAACAAAAUCUUUGAUCUAAGUGAUUUGUCAUUAGCUGUGCAAAAAGAAGAAAAAACUCGCGAGCGCAUUGAAUCGCUGAUAGUUCCUGAUACGAAAAAAGGAAAAACUAGUGAGUUACCAAAGAACCCACUGAAAGCGAAACGUUCAACUACGCCAGUUAAUGAGAAGAGAGAAACAAUAGGAAAACCUCGGACAUCGACUGGAUCGUCAUCACUGGAAGUCAAACCAAUACAGGAUAAAACACGGCGACUAACGACGGAUGGCAGUUUAUCAAAGACGUCAAAGGAUCAAUCAGAAUUAACAGUUCAACCUCAGUCGCGUCCAAGGAAAAAGUCAGAUCAACGAACAUCUCCGGCAGUGCCAAAGGGCGUCUCUUCAUCGACAGUAUCAGAUGAAGAAAACGAACAAUUUGUUGUUUCGCGAUCACGACGUCUUUCAAGUAAAACAAAAAAGUUAUCUUCAAAUACCACUCCAACAUCGACUGUAGAUAUCAAUCCAAUUCAAUCGUCUCGUGAUUCUAAUCAAAUCCAUUCAACGGAGCUGGAUGAUUCUAUCAAAGAGCAACAAUGGAAGGUGGUGCAUACGACGAAAGGGCAUCGUAAGACUCGAACAUCUUCGCGUCGAGAAGCGGUCGAUGAAUCCCAAACUACAAAUCAAACAGCUGAAACAUCGGAAAACCAAACUGGUCCAUUCUCAACGUCGAUAGCGCAACAUUCUGGUACAAAAGUAUCCCGUCGCCGCCGUCGUCCUACGCCUAAGAAUCCGUCGCCUGUGCCAACUCCUAAUCUAGCGAAAAGAAAUAGUCUACAGGAUAGUACAUCAAUAUCUAAUGCGAAUCGAGAGUUAGCUUUUCGUCAGUUAACCGAGCAGUUGUGGGCAGCUGGUUUACCAUCAGCGACAACGGCAUGUUCAAUGUCCAUACGUUCACGCUGUUCAUCAGCACCACCAUCCGAACGUGGUGGUAACGAAGAGGAGGAGGAUCUCGCAAGAUCCGAUGAUGAUGAUGAUGAUUUAGAAGAAAAUCUUGACUGGGAUGAGCCCGAUAUUCCUGACGACGGUAAUGCAUAUUGCUUUGAGUCUUUCUAUCGCCUCUUUAACACAUGCUCUGCUGGCUAA